Molecule: messenger RNA, 471 nt
Organism: Aspergillus costaricaensis CBS 115574
Lineage: Eukaryota; Fungi; Ascomycota; Eurotiomycetes; Eurotiales; Aspergillaceae
Product: alpha/beta fold hydrolase
Exons: 1
Molecular function (GO): hydrolase activity
Source: RefSeq, a predicted model, not a curated record
UCCCCCCUCCCCCUCCCCCCCUCCAUAACCUCCCGCCUCAUCCCAACCACUCCCACCCUAACCACCCACAUCCUCGAAUCCAACUCCCCCACAACAACAACAACCACUCCACGCCCCCGCAAACUCAUCAUCCUCCUCCACGGCUUCCCCGAACUCGCCUACUCCUGGCGCCACAUCCUCCCCCAACUCUCCAACCAAGCCGGUCCGGACUACCACAUCGUAGCCCCAGACGGACGCGGCUUCGGGCGCACCACGGGCUGGGAAAAAGACGCCGCCAACUACCCCGACUCGAACCUCACCACCUUCACAGGCCUAUCCUUAGUCCGGGACGUGGUGAGUCUAGUCCACGCACUGGGCUACACCACCGUGGAAUGCGUAGUAGGUCAUGAUGCAGGCGCCGUGACGGCGGCGUUUUGCGCCGUCGCUAGACCCGAUAUGUUUCGGAGUGUCGUGCUGCUAAGUCAUCCGUUU